This is a messenger RNA of Trifolium pratense (red clover), 1826 nucleotides long. Its product is annotated as heparan-alpha-glucosaminide N-acetyltransferase. The transcript is spliced from 13 exons. Bases 273 to 1679 code for a protein of 468 amino acids. NCBI's taxonomy places the organism in Eukaryota, Viridiplantae, Streptophyta, Magnoliopsida, Fabales, Fabaceae. The record is from RefSeq and is a predicted model, not a curated record.
UUUUUAUGACAGCUACUUCAUAGCUUUUUUUAAUGGAUAAAAAUUUAGAAAAAUAUUAUCUAUAUCUAUUUUGUCUCUUCUUCUGGGAAUAUAUUAUUAUCAACAGACACCCCCAUUCAUUUGUCUAAUAAUGAUCUUAUCAUUAUAUCAAUUCAGAAUGUUAAUUUAGUUGGGGAGCCAAAAGAACACAAUCAAUUCGCGUGUCUAAUAACUCAGUUGAACUCACACUGUGUGUUCAACAAUCUUAGCAUCUUCAGAAUAAAAAAGACAGUAUGAAUGAAAUCAAAGGAGAGCACAGCGUUCAUGUUAUUUCGUCGGAAGCGGAGCCGGUUCCUGCCAAAGAGCUGCCUAAAAAGGCAAAGCGUGUUGUGUCGCUUGACAUCUUCCGGGGUCUCACUGUUGCGCUUAUGAUCUUGGUUGAUGAUGCUGGAGAACAAUGGCCAGUGAUUGGUCAUGCGCCGUGGAAUGGCUGCCAUCUUGCUGAUUUUGUAAUGCCUUUCUUUUUGUUCAUUGUAGGGAUGGCCAUUCCACUUUCUCUCAAGAAAAUACCAAAUAAACUUCUAGCUGUUAAAAAGGUGAUAGUAAGAACACUCAAACUCCUUUUCUGGGGUCUGCUCUUACAAGGUGGUUUCUCACAUGCUCCUGACCAUCUAUCGUACGGAGUUGACAUGAAACAAAUUAGGUGGUGUGGCAUUCUUCAGAGAAUUGCUCUAGCAUAUUUGGUUGUGGCACUGGUGGAGAUAGUUUCAAGAAGUAGACAAGCUAGAGAUGAUCCGGAACACACCAACCUCUCGAUAUUUAAGUUGUACUAUUGGCAUUGGCUGGUAGCGGCGUGUAUAAUUACUGUUUACUUGGCUUUACUUUAUGGAAUACAUGUUCCAGAUUGGCAAUUCACUGUCCAUAAUCCAGACAGCAUGUAUAACGGCACAACUUUCACCGUAACCUGUGGUGUCAGAGGGAAACUUGACCCUCCUUGUAAUGCCGUAGGAUAUAUCGACAGAGAAGUGCUUGGAAUUAAUCACGUGUAUAAGAAGCCAGCAUGGAGGAGAUCUGAAGCUUGUUCCGUGAAACCCCCAUAUGAAGCGCCUUUCAGAAAAACUGCUCCUGCAUGGUGUUAUGCUCCUUUUGAACCAGAAGGAAUUUUAAGCUCAAUAUCUGCUAUUCUAUCCACAAUCAUCGGAUUGCAUUACGGACAUGUACUCAUACACUUUCAGGAUCAUCUUUCUAGAUUGAAGCAAUGGCUUCUGCUUGGCUUAGCUCUCCUUACUUUAGGAUUUGUUCUUCACUUCACUCAUGCCAUUCCUUUGAAUAAACAGUUGUACACACUGAGCUAUGUUUGCGUAACAUCUGGUGCUGCGGCAUUAGUUUUUUCAGCCUCCUAUGUAAUGGUCGAUAUUUGGGGAUUAAAACUAUUGUUCGUCCCUUUUAAAUGGAUUGGCAUGAAUGCCAUGCUUGUCUAUGUCAUGGCAGCUGAGGGAAUCUUUGCAGGAUUCAUUAAUGGCUGGUAUUAUGACGACCCUCGUAAUACACUGGUCUAUUGGAUCCAACAACAUGUUUUCAUUAGAGUAUGGCAUUCAACAAGAGUAGGCAUCUUACUAUACGUGAUCUUCGCCGAGAUCCUAUUCUGGGCCGUCAUAGCAGGCAUUUUGCACCAAUUAGGCAUAUAUUGGAAGCUUUGAAUUUUUUUAAAAAAUGAAUGUGCAUGCUGUUUUUUAUUUAGUUUGCAAUAGUAUUUUUUUGACAUUGUAUUAAGAUGUAAUUGUUGGCAAAACCCGAAUCAACCGAUUCAAUACGAACCGUACUUAAUCGAAUAAGAUUUUUCGUAA